AUGCAGGAGUCGAGCCAUGUGCCGCUGGGCAUGGACGCAGCAGGCUGGAGGGCCACCCUGGCUCAGCUGGGCUGGCAUGAGCUCUGCAACGAGGUCUCAGAGCAUGCUCAGACUGAGCUGGGGAUGCAGGCGUGCCGGCGCCUGCUCCCAACCCUGGGAGACGCGGAGGCCUCGCAGGGCCUCCUGACCCUCACCGCCGCGCUGACGGCGGCCGAGCAGUCCCACGGUGCCCAGAUUGAGCUGGGGAGCAUGCGGUCCGUGGAUGCGGCCCGGGCCCUGCAGCGUGCAGACCAGGGCGGGCAGCUGCGGACCAGGGAUCUUUUGGCAAUCCUGUCUGUGGUAGAGGUAGCAGCCUCCACCUGCAGGAGGGUCUCCUCCCUGCUGGAGAAAUUGGACGGCCAAAAGGCGGCCAGGGAGGUCAUGCCGCUGGCGCCUUUUCAAGACUUGCUGGAGGUGGGUCCCGAUGUUCUUUCCUUCCGGAAGGAGGUGCUCCGCUGCCUGGACGAGGACGCCAGCAUCCGCGCGCAAGCCAGCCCCGACGUGGCUCGGUGCCGGCAAACCGUCGCCAGCCUGCGGCUCAGGGCGCAGCGAGCCCUUGCGUCCUCUGGGGAGGUGAGCGAGUGGAACGGGCGCUUCUGCCUCGCGCUCAACCCUGCCGAUCCCAUCCCCAGUGGCUCCAUCCUGCUGGGCGGGGCCUCGGGGGGUGGCCUGCAAUACCACGAACCGCCCGUCGCCCUGCGCCUCAACAACGCCCUGGCUGCGGCCCUGGGCGAGCUCAACACCGCCGAGAACGCCGUGCUGUGGCGCCUGAGCGAGGGCGCCCAGGCCUGCCACACGCCACUCGCCGGCCUCCUGCACCAGCUUGUGGAGCUGGACACAGCUGUGGCAAAGGAGCGCUUUGGUUGGUGGAUUGAUGGCCAUGUACCGGGCUUGGUCGGCCUCGCCACCGCCUUGGAGCUGAGGAGACUCAGGCACCCGUUGCUGGUGGCAGCACACCUCAGGGGCAAGGCGCAGGCCGCCAAGUCGCGGCGAAGGCUCGCUGUUCCGAUCGAUGUGCUCCUGCCAAAGGGGGUGCGGGCGGUGGUGAUCACCGGCCCCAACACGGGUGGCAAGACCGCGGCGCUCACGGCUGCGGGACUGUCCGUGCUCUCCUGCCUGGCAGGCAUCCCAGUGUCCACCUCCGUCCCCGCCCGCAUCCCUGCCUAUUCCGCCGUCCUGGCCGACAUUGGUGACAACCAGUCCCUCGGUGCCAGCCUGUCAACUUUUUCAGGGCACCUGGCUCGCAUCCAGGCUGUUAGGAAAGCGUGCACGGGACGGGAGCUCGUCCUUCUGGACGAGGUUGGCACGGGCACGGAUCCCACGGAGGGCUCGGCGCUGGGCGCGGCUGUGCUGCAGACGCUGGCGCGCGGUGGGAAGGGCGGCGCGGCCCUUGUCCUCGCCACGACCCACCACCAGUCGCUGACGGGGCUCAAGUACGAGGACCCGGUGUUCGAGAACGCCAGCGUGGAGAUCGACGCCUCCACCCUGCGACCCCGGUACCAGCUGGCCUGGGGCAUCCCCGGGCGCAGCCACGCCCUGGCCAUCGCCGAGCGCAGCUGCCUGCCGGACGCCGUCGUGGGCGGCGCGCGCGCGACCCUGGGGAAGGCCAGCCUCACGGCCGAGGGCAUGGUGGCCGAAAUGGAGCGGCUGCGGCGGGAGGUGGAAACCGCGCGGGCCAGGGCCGGCGAGGAGGAAAGGGCGGCGGCGGACCUGCGCCGCAGGUCCGCGGCGUGCCGGGCCAGUACGGUCGCACGCGAGACGGCCGCCGCUCGCCAGGCCCAGACCUCCAGGGCGGGAGUUAUCGACCGGGCGCUGGCGGAGCUGGCGCUCGUGCAGAAGGACCAGCAGGCCGCGAAAGCGGAGCGCGGGCGGAAGGAGGCCGCGCUGCGGGAGGCAGCCGCCAUCGCACAGGAGCGGGCGUCGCGCGCCGAGCGCCGGGCGGCCUGGCGACCGGCGGUGGGGGAGGAGGUGCGUGUGGCCAGGCUGGGCAUCGUGGCCAGAGUCCUGGCGGUGGAUGCCGCCAGGAAGAAAGUCAAGCUGCACACCCGCCUGGGCAGGGUGGAGGCGCGCAUGGACGAGCUAGACUUUGUGGACUGA
Messenger RNA from Auxenochlorella protothecoides, 2136 nucleotides. RefSeq names its product Endonuclease MutS2. The transcript is spliced from 11 exons. The coding region runs from base 1 to 2136 and encodes 711 amino acids. Gene Ontology annotation, molecular function: ATP-dependent DNA damage sensor activity; endonuclease activity; ATP hydrolysis activity. The record is from RefSeq and is a predicted model, not a curated record. Lineage: Eukaryota; Viridiplantae; Chlorophyta; Trebouxiophyceae; Chlorellales; Chlorellaceae. Gene Ontology annotation, cellular component: nucleus. Gene Ontology annotation, biological process: negative regulation of DNA recombination; mismatch repair.